Molecule: messenger RNA, 2109 nt
Organism: Talaromyces amestolkiae
Lineage: Eukaryota; Fungi; Ascomycota; Eurotiomycetes; Eurotiales; Trichocomaceae
Exons: 3
Coding region: 1-2109 (702 amino acids)
Biological process (GO): regulation of DNA-templated transcription; DNA-templated transcription
Molecular function (GO): DNA binding; DNA-binding transcription factor activity, RNA polymerase II-specific; zinc ion binding
Source: RefSeq, a predicted model, not a curated record
AUGACUGUUCCAGAUUUCCCGUCCAGUCAGAGUGUUGCUUUUCGGCAGAAGAAACGAAAMCCCGCCAGCCGGCGUACACUCAGCUGCUACCUCUGCCGAAAGCAUAAGCUGAAGUGUGACCGCCAGAUUCCCUGCCAAAGUUGCAUCAGAUAUCAAAGAGAGGAUCAAUGCAAAGAAAAUCCAGCGCCAUCUGCUUCGGCGCGCGUUGCGCCACGACAAUCGCCUCCAAGCAUUGCACCCGGAUGCUUGCCGGCGUCGCCGAAGCCCGGAGGCAGCGACUUCAUGCUAGAAAUUAUGAGUUCCCCGACCAGCUACUCAGUAAAGCAAGUUGUGGAGUAUUCUCAAUUACAUACUCGUCUAGAUCCAGCACAUACAAGAAUAUUUCUCCAAUCACGUUUUACGCUGCCCGUCCUGCUGCCCCAUUCUACGCUUGUUUCGGGUGAAGCAGGCAAUUCACAACCCCAAAUAUCUCGCUAUAUCGACUCUAAGUUAUUCUGGAAGGUGCAGUUGGCCUCGCUUCUCCCACCUCGAGAAUUAUGCGAUGGUCUCAUGUCAUAUUACAUCGGGAAUAUUGACCUCAUAUAUCACGCCAUUCAUAUCCCGAGCUUACAGCAGCAAUACGAUGCAUUUUGGUCGCUGGACGCUACUGAGAUUGAUCUCAUAUGGCUUGCACUUUUGCUAACAAUUAUCUCCUUGGCUGCGCUUAUGGGCCCUCAAGAAUACCUGAGUAUGUUGGGAAUGGAAAAGUCUCUGAAUCGUGACUGGGCUCAUGUCUGGCAUCAAGCAUCUCGUCAGGCGCUUUAUGCUGGUGAUUAUGAACUGAAACCGACUUUAACGCAGCUGCAAGUGUUUUUGUGUACUCAGACAUACUGGCUAGAAACUAAGCAACAUGAGAUAUUGAACUCAGCUCUCGGCCAAGCAGUACGAAACGCUCAAGCUAUGGGACUAGAUAAGAAUAACCCCGGCAAAGAUCGUCUGGAUACCGAACUCAGGCGUCGUAUCUGGUGGGGACUCAUAGUUGAUGAUUGUUAUCAAGCUAUGUGUCUGGGGCGUCCUCCGCUAAUUCACCCUUCAUCUUCCGAGGUACCCAUGCCGGCCCAUUGCAAUGACACCGAUGUCACUGCAACGUCCAUCACGCCACGUCCCAUUGAGGAAAUCACCGACAUGAGUGCAGAUAUUGCGCACAUUGAGGUUUAUAACAUCUUUCGUCGGAUCUUCGAGAAUAAUGGUGCUUAUACUUCUUCGUAUGAAUAUAUCCGGUCAAUCGAUCGCCAGAUCCAAGACGUCGUAUCACGAUUUCCGUGGUACUUUCAAACCAAUAACGAAAUAAACAUUGGCCACAUGUCAAGCAUGAAUGUCAUUGUGUGGCAGCACAAUAUUUUGCACCUUGGAAUUUGUCUACAACGUAUUCGACUGAACAGACCCUUUCUCCACGCGCGCAUUGGCGAAUCGUGGCUUGUUUGUGCAAAAGCCGCGCAAGACAUGUUCGUUCCGUACCGGCGAAUGCGUGAGAUCAACGUUGCUGGAUUUUUAAGAUCGCAACGAUUUACAGCCCUUGAAUAUCAAGUCUAUACAGCUGCGGUAGCAGUGGCCGCUUUUUUGCUUGUGGAGCGCUCCCUGCCGGGAUUAUCAUCGCAUUCGAUGAUUCAAGAUAUUCAGAUGGUAAUAUCGGACCUGGAACAAGUUGAUCUCAGACCCAUGCUAGCCGAUGGAGUCAAGGUGUUGCGAAAGAUGCUUGAUUUGUUUGAGCAUGACCAGGAUAGAGACUCACAGGCCCGCACCUCGUUAGUCAAGGAAAUUGCGUCGAUAUUUGGUGGCGAGGAGCUUGCAAAGAAGUAUUUGAAACGGUCUGACGAUGAUACACUUGGCUCUACUAAGGCUACACACACAAUUCAACCAGUCACAACGAGGGAGCCAGACUUGGGACAUAUCAGCACUGCGGUUCCAUCCAUUACAGACCAUCCAGGUAUUGACAUUGAUGAUUUUCUCAUGGCUGUCAAUGAUUCUACAUCUAUCGACUUUGAGGUUGCAUUAGACAUGUUGAGCUUCGACCAGUGGCUAGACUAUCCGAUACUUGAUGACACAGAUGCGCAACUUGAACAAUGGUAA